This is a messenger RNA of Truncatella angustata, 1328 nucleotides long. RefSeq names its product putative ACC synthase. Gene Ontology annotation, molecular function: transaminase activity; pyridoxal phosphate binding. Bases 42 to 1328 code for a protein of 428 amino acids. NCBI's taxonomy places the organism in Eukaryota, Fungi, Ascomycota, Sordariomycetes, Amphisphaeriales, Sporocadaceae. Gene Ontology annotation, biological process: amino acid metabolic process; biosynthetic process. The transcript has 4 exons. The record is from RefSeq and is a predicted model, not a curated record.
AAGUCUUUCUAUUCAUUAAAACUGCCUAUCAUUUUAGGAAAAUGGAGAGAUACGGACUUUCGCAGCGUGGUGCUGCCAAUGUCGAGGCCAUUUGGCCGAGAAUUGAAAAUGCCGUGGCGGAGAGAGAACGCCUUGAAGACCCCUGUAUAGAUAUGGCGACGUCUGAGAACUGGCUUCUUCGUGACGAACUUAUACAACUCUAUAAGGAUGCUAUUCGGGAAAACUUCUUCGGUAAACAUCUAUCAUACCCAAACGGCUUUGCGGGCGAUCAAGAUCUUCUGGAUGCUAUAGAGAAGUUUUUCAAUUCUUAUUUUAAUCCGCGCAUACCUGUCGCCCGAGAGCAUAUCGCAACUGCGCCGGGAGCGGCCUUUUCGCUAGAUGCUUUGUUGUACAACAUAGGCGAAGCAGGAGACGGCCUCCUUAUCACGACUCCGGCUUGGAAUGGAUUUGACUGGCUCAUCAAGGUCAAGUCCGGGAUACACCCAGUCUUUGUUACAAUAGCCUGCUUCGAGGAUAUCUUCACACCGAAAUUGAUCCAAGCACUGGAAGACGCAUUCGAUCAGUCACCGUAUCCCAUUAAAGGGUUACUUUUCACAAAUCCAAAUAAUCCAUUCGGUCAAGCCUAUCCUAAGGAGACCAUCGUGGAGAUCAUCAAGUGGUGUGAUAAGAGGAAGAUUCACCUCAUCUCAGACGAGAUUUAUGCACUCUCCAAGUUCCCAAAUCCUGAUCUGCCAGACCCUGUGCCAUUCAUCUCUCUGUUGGAGAUCGACAUUGUCGAGCUAGGUUGUGACCUGUCUCGUAUGCAUACCAUUUGGAGUAUCAGCAAAGACCUUGGCUCUAGCGGCCUGAGAAUGGGUUGUUGCAUUACUCAAGGAAACAGACCUCUAGCUACUGGGAUGUCUCUGGCUUCAAAUACACAGAUGUCAUCGCUUACAGCAAUUGCGACUACAAGCCUUCUGUUGUCGCCAGAGCUCCCGCGCCUCUUGAAACUCAAUUCGCAGCGGCUCACUGAAGCAUAUGUACAGUUGACUACGUUACUACGGGCCAGAGGUCUUCGGUGGAUUCCGGCGAACAUGGGACCUUUCAUCCUCGUGAAAGUAGCACCAAGCGCGAAGACAUGGGAGGACGAGGCGGCGGUGAUUCAAGCGUGCAAAGGAUUCGGCGUAUCUCUCUCUUUGGGUCGUGGCUACCACGGCCCAGAAAGUGAGAAGGGCUGGGCGCGGCUCAACUUUGCUCUUGCGCCUGGACAGUUGACCGAGGCUCUUCGCAGACUCUCCCUAGGACUAGAUAGUGUGACGCAGCAAGGUGUGAGCACGCAGGUGGUUUAG